GUCCUCUGGUCCUGGACGAGGAGUUUAUUGUCAGGAAUGUGUAGUAGCGCUCAAACUCAGUUUACCGCACCGACUCCGUCUGUCUGUCUGUGUGUCACGCUCCCGCAGGGCAUCAUCCUCUCGUUUGGAGACGUGCUCCGCCUGGAUUAUCUCCCGGUGCCUUCACACAGCUGCUGUUCACCCGAUUUCCUCUUUGUCAUGCAAGUUUUUACUUGAUCAUAGUAGAAAGUCCACUUUGUUGCCAGUCCAUUGGUUUUGGCGAAUGAAGAUUGUUUUGCUCCAAGACGCGACUUCAAUGCUAGACUCAGCCACGAUGAGCAAAAACGGAAUGGUGACCAAGAUCCACACGAGGAUAAGAAGUGACCCGUUCCCGGCCAGUUACGAGUUGGUGGGCAAAGAGCUGGGCAGGGGAAAGUUUGCGGUGGUGAAGAAGUGCAUCGAGAAGGCAACAGGGAAGCAGUACGCUGCCAAGUUCCUGCGAAAGCGGCGGAAGGGUGAGGACUGCCGCAUGGACAUCUUGAACGAGAUUUCUGUGCUGGAGUCAGCCAAGGCCAACCCAUAUGUGGUGGCCCUGCACGAGGUCUACGAAACCAACACUGAAAUCAUCCUCGUCCUCGAGUGCGCCGCCGGUGGUGAAAUCUUCAACCAGUGUGUGGCUGAUAAUGACGAGGCCUUCACAGAGAAAGAUGUGAUCCGGCUGGCCAAGCAGAUCCUGAAUGGGGUUGCCUUCCUGCAUCGAAACAAUGUGGUGCAUCUGGAUCUGAAACCCCAGAACGUCUUGCUGACCAGUGCCAGGCCUCUCGGGGACAUUCGUAUUGUGGACUUUGGCUUGUCCAGACGCAUGGACAACAUCACAGAAGUCAGGGAGAUCCUGGGUACGCCAGAGUAUGUGGCACCAGAGAUCCUGAACUAUGAACCCAUUAGCACUGCGACAGACAUGUGGAGUAUCGGGGUCCUGACCUACGUCAUGCUGACGGGCGAGUCUCCCUUUCUCGGUGACGAAAAGCAGGAGACAUUCCUCAACAUCUCCCAAGUUAAUGUAGACUACUCGCAGGACACGUUUGAAGGAAUCUCUUCCCCGGCUGUUGACUUCAUCAAGUCCUUGUUGGUUAAAAACCCCAGGAAGAGAGCCACGGCAGAGGAAUGCCUCAAACACCCCUGGCUGAACCCACUCCCACAUCCCCACUCCCACCCGCACCUCCACUCCAGGUCAGCCUCGUCUCUGGACGAACCAGAGACAAGCCAGUCCGAGUCAGAGCCUGAGAGCCCGGCCCCCUCCCCGGAGCUGGACUUGAUCGGCUCGUUCCUGGGGUGCCCGGGCCAGGGUGGACUAAAGGCGGGCCGCGAUGCCUUCUCCUUCAGCGAGACCCCGUUCCCCACGCGGCCUGAAAUACAGCAGGAGCUGAUCUGCUGAGUGAUGCUUCACAGGUUGGAGGGAAAGACAGGGACUGAACAUAUUCAAUCUCGACGGACGCUGAGAGCGAAUCAGCCUACAGCUUCUUAGACUGGAUGUGGCACAGCGCCGUGCUGUAUGGAUGCUGUGCGCCUGCUGCUGCUGGCUGCUUCCACUGCUGUGACGUCUGUGAGCUGGGCUGUUUGAUACCUCUGAAUGUGUCUGUGUGUGUGAGAAUAAUACCUGCUACUGCGUGCUGAUUUAUGAUUGCACGGCAGGAAAGUGAGAGGAAUGAAGAUGUGGGAGAAAGACGCAUGAGGAUUCUGUCGCAGGACUGCACUGCUGCCUUAAAAGUGACAGAACUGUUCUCAGCUUCACACUGAGGCUGGUUCACCCCUGCACGCACACUGGUUUCUCCUUUUGAAGGAGGAGAGGCAGCUUCCUGCCUCUUUGGGAAAUGACUUCACUCACUGUGCACUCUCAUCAAAACAUGUUAUGCUUCAGCUGACCCAGACAUACCUUCUGUGAUGAGUUCUCUUAAGGGACCGAAGGGUUUUGACAGAUGGUUCUUCUUAACAAAGGAAUUAAAAGCAACGCUGAAGCCACCACAUGUUAACUUUCUCCACUGUUUGAUAUGCUUAUUUAUGAUUUUAUAAUACCACUUCAGUCCCUUGAAUAAACAAAAGCCCCGUAUAUGCCACAGUUUUAGAUGGAGAUGGUAGCAUUCUUUUUUUUUUUAAGGACAAUCAAGCACUUUUUCAUUUCGUUAUCUGUGUGUGUAAUCAUAAGAAACCAAAGGCUCAUCAAGCACAGUCAGCUGUCACAAUGUACUGUACAUAUUCAUAUUUAUCCACCAUCCACUGAUUUUGUCACACAACCUUUUUUUUCACAAAGUGCCACUGUGUCAACCUCAAGUCUUUGUUAAUAUAAACAGUUUUACUUAAAUUUUGUUUUAUUUUGUUGGCUAUUGCACAAGUUGCACACGUUUUUUGUUUUUUUUCGUACUUAACUGCAAUGAUGCCACACUUUCAUUCUCAGGAAUGGCAGGGGUUGAAUGCAACAGUUCGGUUUUAUGAUUAGGAUUGUAAUAGAUAAGCAAUGACAUGGUCAACUGAAGAGCACAGAGUUGAAUAAAUAUGUGAUAUUUGCCUGCAGACGCUCGGGAGCAGAGAAAUAGUUUUUGAUUUCUCAAAAAAGUACUGAAAUGUAUAUUGUGCGUUAGUAUUAAAAUUUAUUUGUCAGGAUAAUGUUUUUUGUUUUGUUUUGUUUACCAGUGUAUGAAUGUUAACAUCAUUAUAUCAAGUCUUAUUUUGUACUUUUACUUAUUAUUGUCUGCUCAUGAAUUUCAGGCAGGUUUGCACUUGUCCUUGUGGACAUUAUGUUUAAAUGAUUGAAUGUUGAUGGCAUGCCUUGCAAAAUGUAACGAAGAAAAUCAAAUACAUGUGCAUUUUGUAUCAAA
Molecule: messenger RNA, 2852 nt
Organism: Paralichthys olivaceus (Japanese flounder)
Lineage: Eukaryota; Metazoa; Chordata; Actinopteri; Pleuronectiformes; Paralichthyidae
Gene: stk17al
Product: serine/threonine kinase 17a like
Biological process (GO): protein phosphorylation; positive regulation of apoptotic process; intracellular signal transduction
Cellular component (GO): nucleus
Molecular function (GO): ATP binding; protein serine/threonine kinase activity
Source: RefSeq, a predicted model, not a curated record